Molecule: messenger RNA, 1017 nt
Organism: Frankliniella occidentalis (western flower thrips)
Lineage: Eukaryota; Metazoa; Arthropoda; Insecta; Thysanoptera; Thripidae
Exons: 6
Coding region: 126-761 (211 amino acids)
Source: RefSeq, a predicted model, not a curated record
CACGCCAAUAUACCAUGCAGGCCGAUACGAGCCGAGGGGCGGGCGGUGUCCUCAGUCAGGGCGCCUUGUGAACGGGGCUCGGCCACCACCUCACCGGACACCGCGUCAACUCAUGGCAGCUGCACAUGGGUUAUAAGUUUCAGAGCAGGGGACAUGAGGGCGAGGGCGCCAGCUUCAACCUGCUCGGUAUCUCUAGGUCCAGGAUGUCAUUGAUACUCGUGACAGCACUGCUGUACCAGAGGGGUAUCCACGGCAAAGCGUUCAACUCCAUCUUUGGCCCUUACACUGCCUACACCGAGCGGUUUUACAAUGGUGAACACGACAACCUUUCCUGCAGGUGGUAUUUGCGGGCCACUCAUUUCAAUCCACUCAAGCCAAGAGAAGUUCAACUUUUGACCGGUAACGUGACGAUUGAUGAAGUUAUCGAUGACAGAUGCGGGAUUAAAGGGGUUCUAGAUGUUCGGUCAAAUAACCAAUGGAAGGAAAACGCCUUUGUCUUUUAUUAUAAAUCGAAUGCAUGCCAGAAAGUAAAAGAAAACAUACCUGGCUUUUACAACCUUUUUUUCAAGAAGAGUGAAAUUAAAGGCACUUGUGCCUUAAAACCCGGAGUGUAUGAGGUCAAUAACGCCCCAGCUGAAUGGUCUUUUCCAAAUGUUCCAACCAUGCCCUAUGGACAAUAUAGGUUCAGAGUCUUGGCGAACAAAUUUGAUCGCCUCAUCUCAAACCUUGUGGUAGACUGUAGAGUUGUUCCUAAACAUUAGUAACCAUGUCUAAAGUACUGCAAGUACACCAACUGUAGAGUAGCUGCGUGCAGAAUUCAAAUCUUCGCUCGGACAUUGAACCAAAAGGAAACAUUCACCAAAUGACCGCAAGAAAAACUUUCUUCCCAACUGGAUGAAGGGCACGGGCGACUGGAGCUUCUUUGAAGGGGGGGGGGGGGCAGGGGGUAGAAAGAGGUACUACUCCCACCACUCCCGACAGCUGCAGAGCGACCACGACCCUGAACCCGCAGUAGUG